UAUGAAUGUACAGCUGUAUGUUCGUAUAUUGGUUGAAAGGACUUUUUCCAACCAUCCUGUUGACUGUUGUCCAUGUCAGCAUGCCUUGGGCUGUAGAGUCCUGGGGUUUAGGAAUCAGAUCUGGGAAGGGGGGGUGAUGAGCAGCCCCAAGAAGGUGAGAUUCCUUAGCACCAGAGGCCUUCCCGGGGAGGCAGGGUGAUGAUUUAGGGUGGUUUAGGGCAUGGCAGCAUCACAUGAGAACUGGAGCUGGGUGACCAUGGAGGUCCCUUUAAUUCCGAUGAAUCUGAUUCCAGACCACUUUGCAUAGCAACUGAGACAUAAUUAAGCGGUUGUUGAUGCAUUUUGAAAGUUGAUGUUUUGGGCAUUAUGUGGCGUAACUGCUCAUUAUUAUGGCCUCUGGUCACGGGGAUCUGGGUUUGAAGCCCUGCUGCAUACCUUGAUAAACCUAUGCUCUCCUGGGCACAUCUCCUAACCUUUCUGUGCCUCAGUUUCCUCAUCUAUAAAAUGAGAGUAACAAUAGAGCCUGUUAAAGGUUGUAGUGAGAAUGGAGGAGAGAGAGCAUAAGAAGCUCUUCGUGGGUGACACACACACAGUAAGUGCUCCGUCCCUUGUUGGCCAUUGUUGUUAAGAUCGACCUUGUGGCUCUGGUUGGAGGCCCCUGUCUGGAACACUCGGGUCCUCUGAUGACCCAUCUGGCCCUAUAAGGUCAGUUUCAACUGUCUCCCCAGCUCCCAGCCUUGAUCCUGACCCAUACCUCCCCUACCCGUGUAACUCCAUCCCAUAGUCAGUCCAGUGGGACAUCAGGGCAACCCUGGCCAGAACACCCCCACUCUGAUAGCUUUGACCUGGCCCAGAGUCUAUCUAGCUGGGCCCCUGGAAGAGAUAGAGCAUCCAGUUCCAAACUCUGAGGCGCCAUUGCUUCGUGCUCGGGCCAGGGACACUCAUUUAUUCCCUAAACGAAUCAGAGUCCGAGAUUUGUCCACAUGCUGCCAAUCCAGGGAGGAUGAGGAUUCUGCCUGGCAGUGGCUCAGCUGCCUGCCUUUGGGUUGUGCAAAUGACACUUAUGCAAACAAAGCAGCCAUUUCGGCUCCUACUCCCUUUAGGGUUCCUUCCUGAAAUAAAGGACGAGGCUUACUCUUCAGAGUGCUUCAGGUGUGAGCCCAUGGCAAGGUGCCCUGUCUGUCCUCUCCUCCCUGAGGUCCCACGUUUGGUCUCCUGUCCACACAGCAAGCAGCUGGAGGAUUCUCCUUAAACCAUCCCAACUGCCUGCCCUGGGGCAUGGGUGGGAAGCUUGGAAAUUGAAGUCUGAGGACUUAGAAGGCAUCAUUAGGUCCAACCCCACUAUUGCAAAGAUAACACUGAGGGCCAGAGAGAAGAAGAAAGUGCCAAUCUUAACGCUGAUUGAGGAGGAUGUGCUACCCUGCGAUGACUCUACCCCCAGAAAAAAAUCACUACAGAGUGGUCUCAAUUGUCAUCAGUUUUGCCUUUUUUCUAUGAGAAUUUUCUUUUUUGAGAGGGCUGGAGAUCUCCAUGCAGGGCUCUUCCUAGAAAGGGUGUUUUACUUAGAUUUGACCUUUACUAGGAGGGGACAGCGUGGCAGCCCCAUGCUGCGGCACCUCUGCUCUGGGACCUGGGAAGAUAGAGCCCUGAGCAGCUUCAUCCGUCUCUGGGGAGGGGUCCGCGUGGGAGAGGAUGGUGAGUAGGGGAUGAAGGGAGGAGGGGGAGGCUGGGCCUUCUGGCUGCCUUUAAGAGGCCUCCUGCCCUCCCCGGCCUCAUAAAUCUGGAAACUGUGAGAUCCUGAGAUGCUGACUCAGUAAGGGUUGGAGGCCCAUUUGCAUGGUGUUUCUAAGGUGAUGUAGCUGCGUGCAGCUUGAUGUGGUAAGAAAAGCACUUGUUUCUGAAACAUGCUUCCCAGAGCUCUCCUUCCGAUGACACCAGUCCUGGCUUAAGCACGGACUGUAAAACAUUUAAUAAUCCUCUUACUACGUUCCUCACACUGAGCCCCUGGAGCUCAAAGUUGGAGCCCGUCAUAGUCCCUUGGAAGACUGGGCCUGCGGCUUCCCGGUAGGUGGAUGUUUAGAGGGCGUCACCCAAAGGUAAGCCCAUGGACGCUCCUAGCCUGGUCAGAGAAGCCCCCAAAGCAACCCAAGGUGCUGUGCCUGCUUGCGUGACCUGUUGUCUAGCUCCAAACAGCUAGCAUUACCUGUUCUAAGCAUCUGGCAUUACCUGCCUGCUUAGUCACCUUGCCUCUGGCUUCCAACAGCUGUAAGGCCCCACCCUCUCCCCGCCUCCUUCCAUUUGGGGUCCCUCCCUCUCCUUUUUUUUCUUGUAAGGAUCUGGAGGCACCAGAUCCACAAGUUCUGACGUCUUUAAAAGCAUCAGCCCGAGCAAUAAGGCUCAUUUGGGAGCUGUGACAGUCACCUGGAGUCUGGUGAAAGUCCAACAGCCAACCCCUUUCAGCCUCCAACUGGACACCAUGAGGGCCUGCGUACCCCUGCUAGUGGCCAUGCUCUGUGGCCUGGCCUGGGCUGACAGAACGGAAUCAUGCGCAUCUCGCUGUUAUGAGAAAUUUGACAGGGACGCUGCCUGCCAGUGUGACCGCCGGUGUCCCCAGCACGGGGACUGCUGUGAAGACUAUGAGUACCUGUGUAUCGCUGAAGAGGACUCUGAAGAGCCAGAGCGAUUCUUGGAGCUGGAGGAAGAGACGGAGGGGGCCCCCACGGGCAACUUGUACUCGGCACCCAACUCCUGCCAGGGCCGCUGCCAGGAGCCCUUCCACAAGCACCACCCGUGCCACUGCAAUGCUCGCUGCCAAGAGUUUGGGAACUGCUGCGAGGACUUCGAGAGCCUGUGUGGCCAUGAGGGCUUCUCCCGCAGCAGUGACGCCAUAACCAAGGAGGAGCUGCAGGGCGUCUCUGAGAAGAUCUACAGGGCAGAUACCAACAAAGCCCAGAAGGGAGACAUCGUUCUCAACAGCCAGAAAUGUGUCUCGCCCUCAGAGACCAGAGACCAAGUGGACUGCUCCCCAGAGCCGCUCUUCACAUAUGUCAACGAGAAGCUCUUCUCCAAGCCGACCUACGCAGCCUUCAUCAACCUCCUCAACAACUACCAGCGGGACACGGGCCGCGGGGAGCACUUCACAGCCCAGCAGCUGGCCGAGCAGGACACCUUCCUCAGAGAGGUCAUGAAGACGGCCGUCAUGAAGGAGCUGUACGCCUUUCUCCAUCAGCAGAACCGCUACAGCUCGGAACAAGAGUUUGUCAGUGACCUGAAGAACAUGUGGUUUGGGCUGUAUUCAAGAGGCAGUGAAGAGGGGGACUCAAGUGGCUUUGAACACGUCUUCUCAGGUGAAGUCAAAAAAGGCAAGGUCACUGGCUUCCAUAAUUGGAUCCGCUUUUACACACAGGAGAAGGCAGGCCUGGUUGACUAUUACAGCCACGUCUAUGACGGGCCUUGGGAUUCUUACCCCGACGUGCUGGCCAUGCAGUUCAGCUGGGACGGCUACUACAAGCAAGUGGGCUCAGCUUUCAUCGGCAGUAGCCCUGAGUUUGAGUUUGCGCUCUACUCCCUGUGCUUCAUCGCCAGGCCAGGCAAAGUGUGCCAGCUAAGCCUGGGCGGACAUCCCUUGGCCAUCCAGACCUACACCUGGGAGAAGUCAACCUAUGGGAACGGCAAGAAGUACAUCGCCACAGCCUAUGUGGUGUCCUCCACCCAAUAGAGCUUUGAGCCAGGAAGGGGCAUGAGGGCAGUGAGGGCUCUUGUAGGACUGAGGUGCUAUCUGCUCUGGGCUGGAGAGGGAGGGAAUGGAAGAGACUGGGAGGGAUUCCCAAAUCCAGAAAUGUCCAUAUGGGAGAGAGAGAAAAGAUACAAACUGGAGAAACAGUCAAAUCUUCGGCCUCCAGCAUUCUGGAAACAAGAGCCCAGACAGAAGCUGGGGACCCUUGAUAGCUCUUUGCCCUGAUGGGAGGUGGAACUGUGAAUAAGCCUUUGACCUCUCCAGGCCUCAUGUUUCCUUUUAAUGUAAACAGGUUUGCCCCAUUUCCUCUUUUGGGGGUUGGUGAAGGGGCCAACCUGAUGGUAUUCUUACUGUGAAGGUGUUUUCAAUUGUUCUUAAGAAGAACGGCUGAUAGAAAUUCCAGAUGACUAUAAUGGCUGUUAUUGUACACAGCUCUGCAAACUGCAAUGCAGCCCUAUGCUGGGGCCUCAAAGAAACCAGGCCAUGGAGAUCGAGGAUGGGUAUUUGGUCUUUUCUAGUGUCAGGUCCUCUCAGAACAGGGUCCGGGAGAACUCCAGCGCUGGGUGGAGAGGUUAAUGGGUGAUGCAGUGAGUAGGCUGGAGAGGGAGUAGACUUCUCCAGGCCUGGUGUUUUCACAGUCAGCUCAGUAACUGCAUCAAGAAGCCUGUAGAUAUUUAGUGCAGCUACAGAGCUGGGUUUUGAUUCCAAAUAGUUCGUGAAGGAGGUCUCCUCAGAGGAAGAAGAUUCUGCAUCAGAAGAAGAAAGGAACCUAUGGCUGGGUGUUACUAAUGUAAUUAUUUUAAGUCUUACUCAGCAGCCACAAUUUGCAUAAACUCUACAGUAGAAGACCAGGGAGACUGGGGCUCCCUAUUCCAACCUCGAUUAAGCAUUUCUUCCCUAACCCCAUUGGGAAUCAGAUGCUGUCCCACAGAACAAGGCUUGAACUAUGGUUUAGAGGAUUUGAGUCUCCAAUUAAAGUCAUUUAAGAAAAUAGGAAA
Messenger RNA from Vicugna pacos (alpaca), 4734 nucleotides. It is a transcript of the gene ENDOU, whose product is annotated as endonuclease, poly(U) specific. Gene Ontology annotation, biological process: immune response. The record is from RefSeq and is a predicted model, not a curated record. Gene Ontology annotation, molecular function: RNA endonuclease activity; scavenger receptor activity; polysaccharide binding. NCBI's taxonomy places the organism in Eukaryota, Metazoa, Chordata, Mammalia, Artiodactyla, Camelidae.